Gasterosteus aculeatus aculeatus (three-spined stickleback) is the source of this 6417-nucleotide messenger RNA. RefSeq names its product GLI family zinc finger 2a (gene gli2a). Gene Ontology annotation, biological process: regulation of transcription by RNA polymerase II; smoothened signaling pathway. Gene Ontology annotation, cellular component: nucleus. Gene Ontology annotation, molecular function: RNA polymerase II cis-regulatory region sequence-specific DNA binding; DNA-binding transcription factor activity, RNA polymerase II-specific. NCBI's taxonomy places the organism in Eukaryota, Metazoa, Chordata, Actinopteri, Perciformes, Gasterosteidae. The record is from RefSeq and is a predicted model, not a curated record.
GUUUAGUUGGUCAGAACGCUCGCACAAACACGCUCGUCAUGGGAGAAGAUGGAUUGUAAGAAAAAGUUGAACUCGACUCGCGCACCGAAGCGGCUCCGCGGCGCACAGAGCGAACUUUGAGCGGCUCCAAAACUUCCGCCCGCGACCCGGUUCAUGGAGUGCGGAGAGGCUCGUCUGCACGUCGCGCUCCCCCCCGCGGUGCCAGUCCGCUCCUAGUCUACGGGACACCCCCCCCCCCCACUCCAGGGCAAAGUUUUCCUCGGACCCCAUAAAAGAGCCUCGGGCGGUUGGGAAGUGAAAGCAAGACGCGGCGGAAAGGUUGUGACGCAGAUCGAAGAGCGGAAUGGAGACUUCAGCUCCAACGGCCACUGAGAAGAAGGAGUGUAAGGGUUCAGGCCUUGAUGGGAGCAGCUUCUCAGAAAUGCCAAAGAAGCCCUCGCCCACCACUCUGACCAGAGGUCCCCACCACCUCUUCCCCACGUUCCACACGCCCAUACCCAUCGACAUGAGACACCACGAAGGGCGAUACCAUUACGAGCCACACCCACUCCACGCCAUGCAUGGACCUCCAGGAUUGACAGGCAGUCCAGUCAUCUCAGACAUUUCCCUGAUCCGUCUGUCUCCCCACGUGGCGCCCGGGACGGGUGAGUCCCCGUUCAGCCCUCCACAUCAUUACGUCAGCCCCCACAUGGAGCACUACCUUCGCUCGGUACACGGGAGCCCCACCCUCUCCAUGAUCUCGGCGGCCCGGGGACUGAGCCCUGCUGAAGUGACCCACGAACACCUGAAAGAACGCGCCCUCUUUAAUCUCCCUCCUCCACCACCAGGGGCCAACCCCACAGACUACUACCACCUGAUGGCCAGUGCCAGCCAGCGAAGCCCCUACGGGGACCUGCUCAUACAGAGCAGUGCGGCAGCGGCAGCGGCGGCGGCUGCGGCUGCUCAUCUGCCAGAGUACAUCAGCCCCAUGGACGUUUCACGUUUCUCCAGCCCCCGGCUGACCCCCCGGCUGAGCAGGAAGAGGGCGCUGUCCAUCUCGCCGUUGUCAGAUGCGAGCAUUGACCUGCAGACCAUGAUCCGCACCUCACCCAACUCCCUGGUGGCCUACAUCAACAACUCGCGCUCCAGCUCGGCCGCCAGCAGCUCGUACGGGCACCUUUCAGUCGGAGGGAUCAGUCCGUCGUUCAGCUUCCCUCAUCCCAUCAACCCUGUGGCGUACCAGCAGCUGCUGUCCCAUCAGAGAAGCCUCAACGCCUUUGGCCACACACCUCCUCUCAUUCAUCCAUCGCCUUCCUCUUUCUCUGCUCGCCAACACCCUCUCGCUGCUUCACCUAUGACCACCUCCCACAACACCUCCAGCUCUGAAGCAAACCAGAAUGCCAGUGGAGACCCAGCAGUGAGUAGCACAGUGAACCCAUUGAGCACCAAGAGGUCAAAGGUUAAGACGGAGGCAGAGGGUCCACUGCCUAUCUCCCCAUCCUCUCAGGACCACUGUGGGGGGAUCUUGGACCUGAGUGAGGAUCUGGAUAAAGAUGAGUGCAAACAGGAGCCUGAGGCCAUAUACGUGACCGACUGCCACUGGGAGGGCUGUAGCAAGGAGUACGACACCCAGGACCAGCUCGUUCAUCACAUCAACAAUGAUCACAUCCACGGGGAGAAGAAGGAGUUUGUGUGCCGCUGGGAGGAGUGUUCACGGGAGCAGAAGCCCUUCAAGGCUCAGUACAUGCUGGUGGUCCACAUGAGGCGUCACACGGGGGAGAAGCCGCAUAAAUGCACCUUUGAGGGCUGCGCCAAAGCUUACUCCCGCCUGGAGAACCUUAAGACCCACCUCAGGUCUCACACGGGGGAGAAGCCGUAUGUGUGUGAACACGAAGGGUGCAAUAAGGCCUUCUCCAACGCCUCGGACCGGGCCAAGCACCAGAACCGCACACACUCCAAUGAGAAACCAUACGUGUGUAAGAUCCCGGGCUGCACCAAGCGCUACACGGACCCCAGCUCUCUCAGGAAGCACGUCAAGACAGUCCACGGACCCGAUGCCCAUGUCACCAAGAAACAACGAAGCGAUGCACCUCCGAGGCCACAGCCGCCCAGAGGCGACGGGGAGAACGGAGCCAAUUCCAAGAUCGCAGACGGGAGGGUGGAGGCAAACAGCACCUCUAGAGGAGUGGAAGACUGUCUACAAGUCAAAUCCAUCAAGACCGAGAACUCUAUGACGUAUCAGUCCAGUCCUGGUGGCCACUCGUCAUGUAGCAGUGAGCCGUCGCCGCUCAGCAGCGCCAACAACAACGACAGUGGAGUAGAGAUGGCCCUGCACAGCGGGGGCAGCUUCGGGGACCUCAGCGCACUGGAUGAUUGCCCCAUGGUUGACUCCACCGUUUCCGCUGGGGGACAGCAGGCUGGGGUGGGGCUUCAGUUGAGAAAAGCUGUGGGUCAUGUUGGCACGGUCACCAUCAAGCUGGAGAACAUCAAGAAGGAAAGGCUGAAGACAGUGAGGGACUCCUGCCCCUGGGUCAACUCUGCCCCCCAACCACCGCAGGGCCAACGCAGCAGCAUGAAGCUGCCUCCCAUACCUGCAGUCGGUUCCCUGCUGGAGAGCUCAAACAUGAUUAGUAACUUAAGUGGUUCGUACCCUGGUCAACGCAUUGGUGACCUGUCUUCAUCUGAAAUAACACUACUGAACCAGCUGAAUGAGCGCCGUGACAGCACCACCAGCACCAUGAGCUCAGCUUACACCAUGAGUCGGCGCUCCUCCGGUAUUUCACCCUGCUACUCCAGCCGCCGCUCCAGUGAGGCGUCCCAGUUUGGGACUAACCGUCACAACAAUAUUAGUUCGGCUGACUCCUAUGACCCAAUCUCCACUGAUCUGUCUCGGCGCUCCAGCGAGGCUAGCCACUGUGGAGGUGGUGGUGUCGGUGGAGGAGGUCUACCCAGCGUCCUUAGUCUGACACCAGCGCAGCAUUAUCGACUUAAAGCAAAGUAUGCUGCUGCCAUUGGUGGAGCUCCACCUACUCCUCUCCCCAAUAUGGAUCGAAUGAGCCUAAGGACCCGCAUGGCACUCUACGGUGACCCCCAGGAAGGCACGCUGCACCCAUUCCAUCAGCCAGAUUUUGGAACUGUGCCUCGGCGAUGCAGUGAUAUAGGAUAUGGCACUCGGAGCAUGAUGCCCCAUGAAGUACCCACCAGUCUUCCACGUCGUGCCAGUGAUCCAGUGCGUCGUCCCACUCUGGACCCUCUGUCCUUUCCAAGGGUUCAGCGCUAUAACAGUAUGAACAGCAUGAACCCUGUGAAUGGUCCACCAGCUGAACGCCACCAAGCACUGACUAUGCAGGGCUACACUCGCUCUGAUGGCAGCCUGCAACGCUACCCAUUUGCCCCCAGACCUCCAAGCAUUUCUGAGAAUGUAGCCAUGGAAAACAUGGCUGUGGAUGGCAUGAUAAUUGGGGGGGAGCAGGGUGGAGAGGAUGACAUGGUGCUUCCAGAUGAUGUUGUGCAGUAUCUUAGGUCCCAGAAUUCUGGGCCUUCAGGUCACAACUUGGGUCAAGGGGAUUUCCAUUCGAACAAUCUGACUAAGGGCUAUCAGACAGGCAUGACCUCAUCAGCAUCAUUUUAUGCUCAGAGGAGAAUGGCCAUGGCGGAUGCCAACAUGACUCAGUCUGGUCAGGACAUGCAAUCCCAGCAGAUGGGUCCUGGUAGCUCCCAUCAGCCCUUCUCCGCACCACCAGGCAAUGUGAACAAGAAUAACAUGCCGGUGCAAUGGAACGAGGUGAGCUCAGGCACUGUGGAUACCACAAAAAAGCUCUCCAAACAACAUCAGCAUCCUUUAAGAGGAAACCUGGCUGUUGUUCAGCCAAGACAUAAUUUGGGAUCCUUCCAGGGACAAGGUCAGGGCCUGGGCAGCAAUCAACAGGUAGUGCCUAUGAGUCAGAACAUGUCAAUACAGGGGUAUGCAAACCACAAUAGCCAGAGGAUGAUGAGCAUCCCCCCCCAGCAGCAUCAGCAACUGAGGCAAUGCAACCCUGUAAACAUGAGUGAGCAAAUGAGUCCUCAGCAAGGGUUUGGCCAGGAGAUAAUCCCAAAUUCUAUAUCUGGGAGCACUAGCGUGAGACCUACCCGGAACAAUAUGGCAGUUACAGAAGUGCACAGUUACAGAGCAAGGACACAGGUGGAUGGGUAUUGUCAUGUGAACCAAGUGGAUCAGCAGCAAAAUUACAGUGUUGUCUCUCAACAGCACAAUAUCCAUAAUGGAGGCAGAGGAAUGUUACAACCGAGGCCUCCCAUAGAGCCCAAGGCCAUUGCCAGGCAACAGACUGGGUCUAGCAUGAUGCAACCAAACCGAAUACCCAAGUCAUCCGAUUUGAACCCCAGUUUUGGUACUGACACAUCAGAGGCGAGCCCAAAGAGGCCCACAGGCUCAUCAGCCCACAACUGCAACUCUGCAAAUCCAAACUCUGCUAUGCUCUACUCGGGUCAGGUUCAUAUGUUUGCGCCCACUUCAGUCAGCUUUGAUGCCUCCAUGCCCCCCAGUGCUAGUCAUGCUCCAGCCAGCAACACCACUGCUGCAGACCACAUGGCCUCACCCGGAGUCAACCACGUCUCCAGCAGUACUGUGGAUUCUUCCACAAAUGCAGCAGCUGGCACGGAGCAUGCCCAGAUUGACUUCGACACCCUGCUAGAUGAUGGGGACCACUCCAGCCUAAUGUCGGGCACACUGAGUCCUGGCCUCCUGCAGAGCCUCUCACAGAGUUCCUCCCGUCUCACCACCCCUCGUAACUCUGUCACCCUCACGUCCGUACCAGCAGGGAUUGGCAACAUGGCCAUUGGUGACAUGAACUCUAUGCUCACAGCCUUGGCUGAAGAAAACAAGUUUCUCAAUCUGAUAAGCUGAGAGCAAUUCAACAGCUUCUCAUCCAUCCAGUCUUAACUCUUUCUACAUCCCGAAUAUAUGGACGACACAAAGCACUGAUUGAAUAUUGCAAUGCUGGCUAUUUCCGAAAUGCUUUUCUCCAUUGUCCAUAGUAAUAUGCUUGUCUUGUAAUAUUUCCUUCCGAUUAUGAUAUUUUACUUUGAAAAAAUAAUAGUAGGUAUAGCAAGGCUUUAGUACAAUAUAUAUAAUUAUGUGUUUAAAAUCCAUUCAUUUUAACUACAACUAUUUUGGUACCUAACAAACAGUUGCCCUUCAGUAUCUGUUGCUGUAAUAGUGUUGUACUGAAAGCAGUUCAUGAAAAUAGAGUUGCCAGUAAAUGGACAUGCAGACAGUGAAUUUGAGGAUGUGUAUAGAUUAUACUGGAUUGUACUUAAGUUUUUCUAUCAAGUUUUUAUGCUUAAACUAGGGCUGUCAAAAGUAAAGUAUCAUAUGGACCUCUACUAUGAAAUCAGAAUGGAUAAUUAAUGUAUUUUGAACUAGAUUUUCUUUUGAACCUUUUUUUGCAAACCAUGUGGAUUACAGAGGAGUAGUGUCACCAGGCUGAGCUAUUGUUAUAAUAAAUGAGGGAAGUGAAGAGUUUUUUGCAGUGGUAACUAGACAUCCUUACUGUGAGAAACUGAUAUGAAAGUUAAUUGAAGAGUUGAAUUUUUAUGCGACAAGGUUUACAACUCUAUCAAUUUGUAUAAUCUUUUCCGCAAAGACAUUAUCAAAGAUCCAAAGGUUCUUAAAGGAGACAUUACGUGCUCAUUUUAGGACGUUCAGAUGCUUUGAUGCUAAAGCAUAUCCUUUGUUUUGUAUUGUCUGUGAAUAUCUGUGUAUUCACCUUCUGGAUGAAACAUUUCCUUUGAAGCGUCUGUCUCUUUAAGACCCCCCUCCUAAACAAGACCAGUCUUAGGUCCAACGUUAUAUUGGUCCUAGUUGGGAAAAAGGUCCGUUUCCAAAGGAUUUGCGCAAACCCACAGCAUUUUCCCAAUUCUUGCUGGAAAAUGGUCUUCAUAUAUGGAAUGAAUCCAUUUGGUUCUCGUGCCUUCAAAGCCUGGGACGUUAUGUAGACAACUGUUCAGCCGACUACAGCACAUUUUGAGGGUUUUGAGGGGUGUUUCGGCGUGUUGGGGGGGAUGUGUUGGGUGGCGGGAUGUCAGCAAACUCUGAAACAUCCAAACAGGUUGUAUUAAUUACUAUUAAUUCAUUACAGGAGUCAUACAAAAACAUUGUUUUUUCCAGUUCUGGGGGGUUGGUCGUCAUGCCAGACAACCACAGUGUAAUUUUUUUAUAAUAUGUCCCCUUUAAAGCGAUGAGGUUAAUAAACAGUCAGCACCCAGAAAAUAUAAAUGUACAAAUUCAUACAUAAAUACUUGUAUUCAUGCUUAAUUCAAUCUUGCGGCAUUACAAACAAGCAAAGAAGGGACACUAAAGUGACCUGUCUUGUGCACAACCUAUUUUUUUUAUUGUUGAGUUUCAACUACUCAUAAUAAAGAUUGGAUGGGAUUCUG